AUGUCUAUGGGAAAUCCUGAACCAGCUGUGGAGGAUCCGACAGGCAUAGAAGACGCCCACUUCAUUCAUGGGAGGAACUUCGGGAAUUUCCAGCGUGGACAGCAGAGUGGCUACAAUAGAGGACAACAAUAUCAGCAAGGAGGCCGCUCACACCCGAAUUUGUCAUAUGGGAAUCCCAACAAUGCAAUUCAACCUCCACCAGGCUUCUCGGUUACCAACGGAGUGAUAAACGAAGAGAAGAAGCCAAAUCUUGAGGAGUUGCUAAUGAAGUUCGUGGCCAAGUCCGACGAGAGGAUGGAAAAGUUGGAGUCCAAUGCUGCAGCUGUGGGAACCCAGAUGAAGAUGUUCGAGACCCAAUUGGGUCAACUGGCCAAUGCGUUUACAAAUCUACACCAACAGGGUCAGUUUCCGAGCAAUACAACUGUUAAUCCCAAGGAGCAUUGCAAGGCAAUCAAUUUGAGGAGUGGGACUACUUAUGAGGGACCCAAGAUGCCUGAGGACGAGAUCGUGUCGCCGGUUGAUGAGAAAGAAGCUGAGGAGGUUACCGUUGAGGUUUCUGGCAAAAAGAAGAAUGAAAAGCAGAAGACUACUUCGCCAGCAAUAGUGACUUUGCCGUUCCCUCACCGACAUCAGAAAGAGAAGGUGAAACAGCAGUUCUCCAAGUUUUUGGAGAUCUUCAAGAAGUUGCACAUCAAUCUUCCAUUGGUGGAGGCGUUGCAGGAGAUGCCACAAUAUGCAAAAUUCUUGAAGGACAUCAUCUCGAGAAAGAAGCGGUUGGGAGAGUUCGAGACGGUGAACCUCAAUGAGGAGUGUAGUGCGAUCUUGCAGAAGAAGCUCCCAGCCAAGCUUAAAGAUCCAGGCAGCUUCACCAUUUCCUGCAUCAUUGGAGGCCAGCAGUUUGGGAAGGCGCUUUGCGAUUUGGGGGCAAGCAUUAAUCUCAUGCCCUUAUCUAUUUUCCAGCGGUUGGCUAUUGGAGAGAUGAAGCCGACGUCGAUCGCGUUGCAGAUGGCAGAUAGGUCGGUGACGUAUCCACGGGGGAUAGUGGAAGACGUGUUGGUGAAGGUCAAUGAGUUCAUAUUCCCAGCUGACUGA
Salvia miltiorrhiza (redroot sage) is the source of this 1092-nucleotide messenger RNA. RefSeq lists its product as uncharacterized. The coding region runs from base 1 to 1092 and encodes 363 amino acids. The transcript has a single exon. The record is from RefSeq and is a predicted model, not a curated record. NCBI's taxonomy places the organism in Eukaryota, Viridiplantae, Streptophyta, Magnoliopsida, Lamiales, Lamiaceae.